UUUUAAGUGUAGCUUAUCACAGAGGGGCAUAAUAACAUUUAAAACCUGAGUGCUAUUCAAAUAAGCAACCCCAGUAGGAGAUAUUUUUAGUGCCUAAUUGCCAAACCCAUCACAUCAAUAAUUUCCAAAUCCUUAUUCUCCAUUUGGACCAGUACCAAGGACAUAAGAUUGUCCUUCUUGACUUCCACACAAAGCUUUAGGAGCAACAACAGAUCGAAUCAGCGGGUUUCAAACAGGCCGUUUUAGGCUGUCCAUGGGUUAUGAUAUGAUAAACUGCUGAGGAGGCCUUCAGGUCUAUCCAAUUAAGAGGGGAAACAGAAUCCUGACUUCAAGGACCAGAAGCAAUUACAAAUUCUGACAGUAGCCUAUUUAUUAUUUGAUCCAUAUCCAUUCCCCUCAUGCUAAGCUGCUUUAUCAUGUGUGAUAUAUUUUAUAUCUUUCUGUCAUAAGUUUGGAAUUCAUGCUGCUGUCUGGUGGGUUUUGUUUCAUGUUUUAGGCAUCUUUGGUUUUGUUUUGUUUAUUUCAUGUCUGUUAUUUUGAGGUUUAGUUUCCUUGUUCUUGGUAUUGGCUGUUGGUGAGUAGUUCUUCCUCAUGCUUUCUUGUUCCUGGAUUCCUUUAGUUUUAAGUAAAGGCAUUCAGGUUGAAGUCCCCACCGAGAUAGAAACACACACACACAUGCACGCACACUGGUUUCCAGAACUUUUCCACUGGUUUUAUGCAGACAUAUAGACAUAAUGAUUUUUAUACUGUACAAACUGUAUACCCCUAUACCCAUCACAGAAAACUUCAAUGUUAUACAUAUAUAUAUAAUUUUAUAUUAUUUUGUAAAAAAAAAAAAUUGCUAAAGGUUUUUAAUGUAUUCUAUGAGCGCAUGUCUUGUAACUCCUUUCUCUAAUGCUUCAGUGUUUAUAAGAAACAUAGAGGACAUUAUCUGUUUUCUUUUGCAAUUCUUAUGCUUUGCACAAUAAUAAUGAUAUGCAUGUUCACAAUAUUGGAACAAAUAUGGAUGAGAAAGUUUGAAUCUGAAUCUGUUGACAAUAUCUUUGCCUAUGAAUCAUGCCUCUUGAGAACAACCUUUUUGUUUUUCAUUAUAAAUAGUCUGAUGUAUAAAGAUGCAGUUCUUCUAAACCCCUUCCACAGGGAUAAUAAUGGCAUGUUUCUUCCAAAACGCACUAGGCAAAACAAAAAGAGACAAACCUCACAAAGGAGUCAGUGCCAGACAGUAUAUCUUCUGAAUCACCUAGCUUCAAAGUCUAUUCAAACACACAUAAAACUGAUCAAAGAAAUCAUACUCCAUGGAAACUUCUUUUUUACUUUCUAAUGUGCUGACAUUCAGGGCUGUAUAUAGGCGUAUUUGAAUAUCGCUGUAGAGCCACAUGUGGAAUAGAGGGGGGCAAGUGAUACCCAGAGAACAGAUGGUAUAAACAAAUAAAGUCAUAACCACAUGAGUGACAUUUAAGACGGUCAGUAUUGCUGAGAUUCUCAAUCUCUCACUGUAUCUCGAUAUGACAGUGCUUCUCACCAUCUCUGCGGGGAAUUUUAUAUUCAAUUACAUUCUGCAUGUUUGAAAACCUUCCAGUAAAUGUCAAAAAGUAAAUAAGGUGGGAAGCCUUGCACCAUGAUUCCCUUGAAGAUGGAGAUUUGGAGUCACAUGUACUUUGAAAGGAAUAUUGCGGUUUAUGCUCUCAGCUCGCUUCCAGGUCACUGGAACAUUGAGAAUCAGUACAGACCGGCUCCACUGCCUCACCUUGAGCCCGAGCCUUUGUGGACACAUCUGACUUUCAUAGAGGUUAAAAACAUCUACCAUGUUUAGCCUACUAACACUAAUUCCAACUAUAGUGUUUCAGUAUAAAUAUGGGAAGCUAUAGAGUUAGUUUUCAUGUUCUAGAAUAUUAAAAUGAGUUUAUUUCUGAAACUCAUUUUCUGUAUAGACACAUACAUUAAGGUCUUGGGCUGUUCAACAUUUCCACACAAGGCUGAACAAAAGGCUGUUUAACAUUUCCACCAUUAUAGCCUACGAAAAAAAAAUACAAAAGGUCCACGUGCUCUACGUUUUAAACCAUACCAUAAAUUUUUCAAAACAUGAUUUGAAUAUAUAUAGGCCUAUAACAAAUGUCUUGAAACACAAUCACCUUGCACGCCCAUCAGUUACGGGUUUGUGUAGUUUCUACCUGGCCUGACUGUCAGGACGAACAGGAAGUAGGAGAUUACAGGUUACCGGAUUCAAUGUUUUAACUUCACAGCCAAAAUGCACACGGGGAAAAUGGUGCAGAGCACUGUUAAAUAUAAAGUACUUGCGAGCGAUGUGCAAGAUGAAAACGACAACGAUUGCACCGAAGAAGAAGGCGAUGAAGAAAUUACGAUAUAUUUCCAUUCGCCCUUCAUCAAUCAGCAAAGACAGAGAAGGAAAAGAGACACCUGUAUCAGGGUCAUGGUGGCUGUGAUUCUUCUGGGAAUUGUUUUUGGAUUUAUGGUGUAUGAAUGGAAUGGCUAUUGGUCUGGAGUUGAAGAGCGUCAGGACCUGUCACAUCAUCAGGAGCCUAACGGGACACACAAGAGCUCAGAGGAUGAAGACCACGAUCAUGACGAUCAGCAUGGAGAAGAUGAUGAUCACCAUGAAGACCAUGACCACAACCACAAAGAUGAACAUAAUCAUAAUAAUGGUAGUCACACUCAUGAGCACAGUCAACCACUGUACCACAAUGCUGCUAUCAUCACAGACUCAGCAAUCUGCUCUGGUAUUGGUAAGAAGCUUCUUCAGGAGCAAGGAAAUCUGGUAGAUGCAGGGAUUGCUGCUUUACUCUGCCUAGGAGUUGUUCAUCCACACACAGCUGGAUUAGGUGGAGUGUUUUCUGCAAUUUUGUACAAAGACGAUACAAAAUCAUUUAAAGCAAUACAUGACACCUCUCAGCAGCUUCCUACAUACAGAGCUCCCUCAUUAUUGCAGGGCCUUCAAAUGCUGCACUCCAACUACGGGCAUUUAAAAUGGAGUCGGCUUUUCGAGGGCGCCACGAAACUCGCUAAAGACGGCUUCCGUAUUGAUGGAAUCCUCUCCAGGGCUUUAGAAACCCACAAGGACAAAAUACUCCAGUCAGGACUGUCCGGUCUGUUCUGUGAUACGGACGGGCGUGUGAAAUCAGAGGGUGAGCGUGUUGCCAACGGGAAUCUAUCAAAACUUUUGCUGAGCGUCAGCCUAAAUGCCUCCCAUUUCCCAGAAAAUCUGGCCGUAAAAUUGGCUCAAGACAUUUCUGAAGCUGAGAGGCCGGCUUUCCUUGCUGCCGUUCAGGCCGGCAGCGGAGAAAUCAAUGAGCCCCUUAUCGUGGAAAAGGAGAAAUACACAAUUCUUUCAGCCCCCUCACAGCACACAGGUGGAAUGGUAUCCGAUAUAUUAGAUAGAGUUCGAGAGCAAAACCUCACUUUUCCGAGCCACGGAGAUCUCGGUAAUGCCUCUGCCUCUUAUAAAGCUCUCUUAAAUUUGGCGAAUGAAUUCCUCAACACAAGUCAGAGAGAGAUAUUCACAAGCAGUCAUGUAGGAAUCCUUGAUAGUCACGGCAAUUUCAUAGUAAUCUCCACCUCGCUCAAGAGCACAUGGGGAUCCGGGCAGUACUUACCAAGUAGCGGAGUCAUUCUCAAUGACUUUACCUCAGACGUCUCUCAGGUGCCUUAUUUUAGUUUUCCUCUAGUGCUCAACAUAUAUGAUAAUGAAGAGGAUCAAGACAAAGAGAUGGUGCUUGUUGCUGUGACCGGAGGGCUUUCUGCUCUGAUUCAUUCUGUGGUUAUGCUGAGAAACCUGGUUGACGUUGGACUGUCUGUUAAUGACACUGUGAGCAGUCCUCUGCUAUAUAUAGAGCAGGGGGGUCCCGACUCCGAGUCUCUGUCUGGCUGUAUGUCUGACGUCACAAACAACACUGUUGUCUUCCGUACGCCUUCAGAGCAAGACGGGUGGGUAAAGGAGGUGGGGGAAUGUUCAGAUGGCUUCCUGUCCAUGCAUCUGCAGCUGAAAGCAGAACAUGUAGGAGUCUAUGGAGCCACUAAGGUUUACGCUGAUGGAUACUAAGGCAAAAAAAGAAAAGAUCUGGACAGUAAUGACAUAUUUUGUAUAAAUGAUAUGUUAUGCACUUUAAGAGCAUUGCACUCAUACUCCUCAUGACUUAUGUCCAGCCUUACAUUACUGGGAAUGUUCUCUAUGUAAAUGUAACUGUUUUUGGUAAAAAAAAAAAAAAUCUAUUUUUAAAUAUAAUAGUUCCUCUGUUAAAGGGAUAGUUCACCCAAAAAUGAAAAUUUGAUGUUUAUCUGCUUACCCCCAGGGCAUCCA
Messenger RNA from Megalobrama amblycephala (Wuchang bream), 4315 nucleotides. RefSeq names its product glutathione hydrolase 6. The coding region runs from base 2249 to 4057 and encodes 602 amino acids. NCBI's taxonomy places the organism in Eukaryota, Metazoa, Chordata, Actinopteri, Cypriniformes, Xenocyprididae. The record is from RefSeq and is a predicted model, not a curated record. The transcript has 4 exons. Gene Ontology annotation, cellular component: extracellular exosome.